This is a messenger RNA of Cooperia oncophora, 525 nucleotides long. The record is from the annotation of a GenBank genome assembly. Lineage: Eukaryota; Metazoa; Nematoda; Chromadorea; Rhabditida; Trichostrongylidae.
AAAAAGCUAAAAGUGGUAACAAGUGUUGAAGGUGGAAGCUAUGGUGGCUAUGAAACACUAGUUGCGCUCACAUUCACUCCGGAAGAGUUCGUCUGUGGUGUGGACAUUGAUGGUCCGUCGAAUUUGGUCACCUUUCUAGAGACGAUCCCGCCAUACUGGGAACGCAAAGCGUUUGUUCGAAGAUUGGGAAGCGAUCUCGAUGAUGAGGCCGGCCGUCAAUCGCUCAUCGCUCGUUCGCCGCUGUUUUUGGCUGAUCGCGUGAAGAAGCCCCUGCUGAUUAUCCAAGGAGCCAACGAUCCUCGCGUGAAGCAACGAGAAUCUGAUCAGUUCGUGGACAUACUACGAAAGAAGAACAUUCCUGUGACCUAUGUGCUUUAUCCCGAUGAAGGACAUGGCAUUACAAAGGUCAACAAUGUGUUGGCGCAAUAUGGUUUCAUCGAAAAGUUCUUGCAUAAGUGCCUUGGAGGACGCUAUGAACCUUACUACCAAGGACAAUACAACUCAUCAGCAGUUGUGAGCUUUUGA